Molecule: messenger RNA, 3120 nt
Organism: Vitis vinifera (wine grape)
Lineage: Eukaryota; Viridiplantae; Streptophyta; Magnoliopsida; Vitales; Vitaceae
Exons: 18
Coding region: 333-2825 (830 amino acids)
Source: RefSeq, a predicted model, not a curated record
UGUGAAUAAUCCACCCUCUCAAUAUGGUGUAGAAGAGAAAGGGGUCAGAGACUCAGAGGCCGACCCCCAAACCCCACUACGCCUGUCUUUGAACUCCGUGUUAAGAUAUAUCAAACAAACAUGUAAUAAUGUGACGGUAAACUCGGCCUUUGCAUGUGAUAUUCCCUCUCUCUCCCCUCUUGUCUUCUCUCUCUUUCUCUUCUGUAACGGAGUAGUCAUAGUCGUAGUAGUUUAUAGCAAUUCGGACAACAGGGUUGCAGAGCCAAAUCGAAGAACAUCGAGAUCUUCCUCUCUCUCCGUUUUCUCAUCCAAUCAACUCCUUCCACUUCGCAAUGAAACCGAAAGCAGUUGUCAAUCCUCUCGUCACCUUCGAGCACAAGAGGGAUGCAUAUGGAUUUGCAGUCAGACCACAGCAUUUACAAAGAUACCGAGAAUAUGCUAAUAUCUACAAGGAGGAAGAGGAAGAACGAUCUGAAAGGUGGAACAUCUUCCUGGAACAGCAAGCAGAGUCUGCUCAGCUGCCUGUAAAUGGCUUAUCAGCUGACGAACAUAACAAGGCAUUGCAUGGUGAAGCUACAGAGAAGGAUGUAGAUGCUAAUCCAGAGAAAGUGGUUCAGAAACUUGGUUCUGAUGAUUCAAACGAAAAUGUUACAGAAAAGGAGUCACAAGGAGUAGCAGAGACAAAAACCCACAGGAUCCAGAUCUGGACUGAGAUUAGAACAUCCCUUCAUGCAAUUGAGGAAAUGAUGAGUACUCGUGUAAAAAAGAGGAGAGAUUCAUCAAAAAAUGAGAAAGAAACUGGACUUGGAAAGCAUCAUGCUCCUGUUGAAGAGGCUAGAUCAUUAAAAGGUGUGUCAGAAGAGGACUCUGAGGAUGAGUUCUACGAUGUGGAGAGGUCAGACCCAGUCCAAGAUGUCCCUUCAAGUGAUAGUUCGAAUGCCUCUGCAACAGCUUCUGCUGGUGAUGUGGUCACUUUGGAAACCUCAUUUCCUUGGAAAGAAGAGCUGGAGUGCCUUGUUCGAGGGGGAGUGCCAAUGGCUCUCAGGGGGGAGCUUUGGCAAGCUUUUGUGGGUGUGAAGGCACGCCGAGUGGAGAGGUAUUAUCAAGAGCUGCUAGCUUCAGAACAUAAUGUUGGCAAUAAAGUGGAGCAGGAUAGCUCACAAACAGACAGCCUCACUGAUGGGCCAAUAAAGGACUCUUUAACUGUAACUGAGAAAUGGAAAGGGCAGAUUGAGAAGGAUUUGCCUCGAACAUUCCCAGGUCAUCCUGCUCUAGAUGAGGAUGGUAGAAAUGCUUUGAGGCGUUUACUUACGGCAUAUGCUCGACACAACCCCUCUGUAGGGUACUGUCAGGCCAUGAAUUUCUUUGCAGGCUUAUUACUACUCCUCAUGCCUGAAGAAAAUGCUUUCUGGGCUUUGAUGGGCAUUAUUGAUGACUAUUUUGAUGGCUAUUAUUCAGAGGAAAUGAUAGAAUCUCAGGUGGACCAACUUGCUUUUGAGGAUUUGGUGCGAGAGAGACUACCUAAAUUGGUUAAUCACCUGGAUUUUCUGGGAGUGCAGGUGGCAUGGGUUACUGGACCGUGGUUUCUUUCCAUUUUUAUGAAUAUGCUUCCAUGGGAAAGUGUUCUCCGGGUCUGGGAUGUGCUUCUUUUUGAAGGAAACCGUGUCAUGCUAUUUAAAACAGCACUUGCUUUGAUGGAGUUAUAUGGACCUGCUUUGGUUACCACUAAGGAUGCUGGAGAUGCAGUUACUCUGCUGCAGUCACUGGCUGGCUCAACAUUUGAUAGCAGUGAACUUGUCUUGACUGCUUGCAUGGGUUACCAAAAUGUAAAUGAAGCCAGACUACAAGAGUUGAGAGAUAAACAUCGAGCCGCUGUAAUAGCUGCAGUAGAGGAGAGAUCGAAGGGGCUUAGAGCUUGGAGGGACUCAAAGGGUCUUGCACAUAAGCUAUAUGGUUUCAAGCAUGAUCCAGGUUCACUAGCGAUGGAUGCAAACCAAACAGAACAAGUGGUUGAUUCACAGGCAAAUGGUGAUAUGUCUCAUAUGGAGCCUGGGUCUGCUAAUGUGGAUGGCUUUCUUAUUGGUCUGACUGAGAAUGUAGAGAUAGAUUCUGUUCCAGAUCUUCAAGAACAGGUGAGGUGGUUGAAGGUUGAAUUAUGUAAGCUGCUGGAAGAGAAAAGAUCUGCUCUGCUCAGAGCUGAGGAGCUGGAGACAGCAUUGAUGGAGAUGGUCAAACAGGAUAACCGGCGGCAAUUGAGUGCAAGGGUUGAACAGUUGGAGCAAGAGGUUUCCGAACUCAGGCAGGCCCUUGCUGAUAAGCAGGAACAAGAGCAUGCUAUGCUUCAGGUAUUGGUGCGGGUAGAGCAAGAACAAAAGUUAACUGAAGAUGCUCGCAGGUUUGCUGAGCAAGAUGCUGCAGCCCAGAGAUAUGCUGCUCAAGUGCUUCAGGAAAAAUAUGAAGAGGCGAUCACUUCUCUUGCUCAGAUGGAAAAGAGGGUGGUUAUGGCAGAAACAAUGUUAGAAGCUACCUUGCAAUACCAAUCUGGGCAAGUUAAAGCACAGCCUUCUCCCCGAUCACAUCAAGAUUCCUCUUCAGCACGAAGCAAUCAAGAAACACCACAAGAACUGCCCACAAGAAAGAUUGGAUUGCUAUCUAGACCAUUUGCACUUGGCUGGCGUGACAGGAACAAGGGGAAACCUGCUAGUGAGGAGGUGAGCGAUGCAAAGCCUACAAAUGAGGUAGAGAAUCCAAGCGCCCAGCAGGUAGAGAGUCCAAGCACCCAGCAGAAAGACGCCAAUGGCCAUGAAGUGCAGGAGAAACAGUAGAGAGAGGGAGCGAGAUGAAGGUUAAUUAUUUGGAGACCCAUAUAAAUUCCCUAUUUUACAGCCUCAAAUUCUUGUGUAUCAAUGCCAGCUGGGGGGAGCAGAGCAGCAUAAAUAUAGCUCCCUUAUUUCUUAAUCCCUUUUCUUUUUCUACAUAGCACCAAACAUAAAAGCUCAUAUCCAUCCAUUGUUUGUUCAUUAACUGGUAAUAAUAAUAAUAAUAGUGUAGAGGAGAGAGAAUGUAGCAGAAACAUGGGGAUUCAUGGUUAAAGCAACUGUAUAAUCUUUGCCUGCUUUA